UACUUGCGGACUGUUGUACACACACACACACACACACACAGAGACACAGAGAGCGAGCCGGAGCGUUGCGAGCGUCGUCAAUGGGAAGCGUGCGAGACACAGCAGCGGCAGAGCGAGUCUAGAGAUCGAACAACCCCGCAGCAGCAGCAGCAGCAGCAGCAGCAGCAGCAGCUUUGGCAGCUUUGGCAACAGAAGCGGCAGCAUCAUGCUCUCCAGGUCCGUCCCGUGUUUAUGGAUUACAGUCUGCCUUCGUCUUUGCUGUUUUGUGGACAGCGGGGAAGCACAGAACGCGAAGGAAGUGAUUCUGCUGGACUCCAAGGCACAGCAGACAGAACUGGAGUGGAUCUCUUAUCCUCCCAAUGGGUGGGAGGAAAUCAGCGGUUUGGACGAGAACUACACACCCAUCCGCACAUACCAGGUUUGCCAAGUCAUGGAGCCCAAUCAGAAUAACUGGCUUCGGACUAACUGGAUAGAGAAAGGCGACGCUCAGAGAAUUUUUGUGGAACUCAAGUUCACCCUGAGGGAUUGUAACAGUCUACCCGGUGUGGUGGGCACGUGCAAGGAGACGUUCAACUUGUAUUACCAGGAGACAGAUUCCGAGGUGGGCAGGAGCUUACGAGAGAACCAGUACGUGAAAAUUGACACGAUUGCCGCCGACGAAAGCUUCACUCAGGGCGACCUGGGCGAGAGGAAGAUGAAGCUGAACACGGAGGUACGCAUCAUCGGCCCGCUGUCCAGGCGGGGCUUCUACCUGGCCUUCCAGGAUGUAGGGGCGUGCAUCGCACUGGUGUCUGUGAAGGUUUACUACAAGAAGUGCUGGUCUAUCAUCGAGAACCUGGCCACGUUCCCCGACACCGUGACGGGAUCAGAGUUUUCCUCGCUCGUCGAGGUCGAGGGCGUGUGCGUGAGCGACGCCGAGGAGGAGGCCGACAACUCUCCCAAGAUGCACUGCAGCGCUGAGGGAGAAUGGCUGGUGCCCAUUGGGAAAUGUAUAUGCAAAGCUGGAUUUCACCAGAAGGGGGACGCAUGUGAACCGUGCGGUCGUGGUUUCUACAAGUCCUCGUCCCAGGACCUGCAGUGCUCUCGCUGUCCAGCGCACAGCUUCAACGACCGCGAAGGCUCCUGGCGCUGCGACUGCGAGGACGGCUACUACCGAGCGCUCUCCGACCCUCCGUCCGUGGCGUGCACACGACCUCCCUCGGCGCCACAGAACCUGGUCUACAACAUCAACCAGACCACUGUUAGCCUGGAGUGGAACCCACCGGCUGACACUGGCGGGCGCAAUGACGUCAGCUACAGGGUUAUAUGCCGGCGCUGCAGCUGGGAGCCAGAGGAGUGUGUUCCGUGCGGGCCAAACGUGGGAUACUCCCCCGCACAGUCCGGAUUAGUGGACACCUAUUUGACCAUCAUGGACCUGCUCGCCCACGCUAACUACACUUUUGAGGUGGAGGCCGUCAAUGGGGUGUCGGACUUGAGCCGCACGCAGAGGCUGUUUGCAGCAGUGAGCAUCGCAACUGGUCAAGCAGCGCCAUCCCAGGUCAGCGAGGUCAUCAAGGAGAAAGUGCAGCAGCGCAGCAUCCAACUCUCCUGGCAGGAGCCACAGCAACCCAACGGCGUCAUCACGGAAUAUGAAAUCAAAUACUAUGAAAAAGAUCAGAAAGACCGGAUCUACUCCACAGUGAGGUCCAAGUCCACUUCGGCCACAGUGAACAACCUGAAGCCCAGCACGGCCUAUGUGUUUCAGAUCCGGGCUUUCACGCAGGCUGGAUACGGCACCUACAGCCCGAGAAUGGAGAUCACCACCAAGGAGGAGGCCACAGCUGCGAUCGUCUCCAGCGAGCAGAACCCCGUCAUCAUCAUAGCGGUGGUGGCCGUGGCGGGGACCAUCAUCCUGGUCUUCAUGGUGUUUGGCUUCAUCAUCGGGAGAAGGUACGCUCUCGCGGGCCCCAUUGACUCUCCGCUCCUGCACUGCGGGUACAGCAAAGCGGAUCAGGAGGGAGAUGAGGAGCUCUACUUCCAGUUCAAAUUUCCAGGCACCAAAACCUACAUUGACCCCGAGACGUACGAGGACCCCAACAGGGCUGUCCAUCAAUUUGCCAAGGAGCUGGACGCCUCCUGCAUCAAAAUCGAGCGGGUUAUUGGAGCAGGAGAGUUCGGGGAGGUGUGCAGCGGCCGACUCAAGCUGCCCGGAAAGCGCGACGUGUCCGUCGCCAUCAAGACGCUCAAAGUGGGCUACACGGAGAAGCAGAGGCGGGACUUCCUGUGCGAGGCCAGCAUUAUGGGACAGUUUGACCAUCCCAAUGUGGUUCAUUUGGAAGGUGUUGUGACCAGAGGGAAGCCGGUUAUGAUUGUCAUUGAGUACAUGGAGAACGGCUCAUUAGAUGCUUUCCUCAGGAAACAUGAUGGUCAGUUCACAGUCAUCCAGUUGGUGGGGAUGCUGCGGGGCGUAGCGGCGGGGAUGAGGUAUCUCGCCGAUAUGGGAUACGUCCAUCGAGAUCUGGCUGCUCGGAACAUCCUCGUCAACAGCAAUCUCGUAUGCAAAGUGUCCGACUUUGGCCUGUCGAGGGUGAUCGACGACGAUCCGGAGGCUGUCUACACAACAACUGGCGGCAAAAUCCCUGUGCGGUGGACGGCGCCAGAAGCCAUCCAGUAUCGUAAAUUCACCUCCGCCAGUGACGUGUGGAGUUAUGGUAUUGUCAUGUGGGAGGUGAUGUCCUAUGGAGAACGGCCUUACUGGGACAUGUCCAAUCAAGACGUCAUUAAGGCGAUAGAGGAGGGCUACCGUCUUCCAGCCCCCAUGGACUGUCCACCCGGCUUGCAUCAGCUAAUGCUGGACUGCUGGCAGAAAGACAGAGCAGAGCGUCCCAAAUUCGAUCAGAUAGUCGGCAUCCUUGAUAAGAUGAUCCGUAACCCUAACACCUUGAAAACCCCGGUGGGAACGUGUACAAGACCAAUUAGUCCACUGUUAGAUCAGAACACACCAGACUUCACCGCUUUCCGCUCGGUGGGAGAGUGGCUGGAAGCCAUCAAGAUGGAGCGAUACAGAGACAACUUCACAGCGGCUGGCUACACUUCCCUGGAAUCUGUGGCCAGGAUGUCAAUCGAGGACGUGAUGAGCUUGGGGAUCACGCUGGUGGGCCAUCAGAAGAAGAUCAUGAGCAGCAUACAGACCGCGAGAGCCCAGAUGCUGCAUCUCCACGGCACUGGUGUCCAGGUGUGACUAGGACGGACCUCCACCUCGGGCAGGGGCGGAAAAAAACUCCCACGGAACUGAAAUGGAGCAGCGUCCUGGACGUAACCAGGAUCUGCAAAGCAAACAGACAUCUGUCGUGUCUGUCUCUUCCGGCUGUGUCCGGAGCGAAAUCAUUCCUUUGUUCCUCAGUGAAGGAUUGUGGUGCGAGUCUUUAGAGGGCAGUAAAGAGAGGAGAAGGGCGACAAAGACAAAAAAACAACAAAAAAAAGAAACUACCUUGGCGAGACUCUUAUUUGUUCUUUCUUUGUUUUUACAAACUCAACCACAUAUCAAAUUGGACGCGAGUUUGAUGCUUAUGUUUCUUUAACGGAUUUCUCCUUUGAAAAAGAACACAAAACAAAAACAUCUAGUCUCUUUGCCAUCUUUGUUUUUUCUGAUUGGUUCACUUAGUUUUUAUCUGCCACAGUGACAUUUUUAAUUCUUUUUUUUUUUUUGCUCUUAUAUCUGUACUUGACAACAGGGUAAAACUUCUCUUUCAUCCAAAACAGAGGGAAAAACACUUUAGGUGCAGAUCCCGAGGCAAACCGGACCGUGUGAACUGUUUGCAGUGGUUCGUGUUUUCGUGCUUCACCUCGCGGCCGGGAGUGAGGGAGCAUUUGACGUGGCUUUCGGAUUUUUUUUUUUUGUAUUGAGGAGUUUUUCCGAUGAGUGCGACACUUGCUCUUCAAAUCACCAGACUUGUUUGUUUUUGGCUUUUGCUGUUUGUUUGGGUUUUUUCUUUCGUUAUCAGAGUAGCAAUAUCCUUUUGUCUUAGCGUUCACCACAGGACACACACAAACCGUGACUCGGUUAUUGAGUAGAAUGUUUUAGCACUGUUUGAAAGAUUGUACUGAAAUUGAAGCCAACGCUUAUUGUUUUGCCGUCAUUUUGCCUGAAAUGUUGCACACGGGAAUUUGUAAGGGUGGAUCCAACAAAGGUGUAGACGUAAUACUGCCUUAAAUAUGUUUAAUGAUUAAUUAUUGCCACUAUUUUAGGCACUUCAGUGGCGAUGCUUUGUGCAGUUCAUUUUAGAGGGUGAACAAGCUCCCCGUGUGUUUGUGUUUAGUUUUUUUUCUCUCUCUGGACACAGUUUUAAGGCCACAGGUUUAGACACAGUCGGCAAAGAGGAGGUGAAGUAAACAGAGCAAUAAUUACCAGGUAGAAAUCAGAGUUUGUUUUUUUUAAAGGUGCUAGGUAUAAACGCAUGCGUGUGCUGUGCUGAGACAAAACCUUUUGGGAAGAUUAAGUCACUGCUGCUGCAAGGGAAAGGAAUGUACCUCUUUGACCUAAAAAAAAAAAAAGAAAAAGGAAAAAAAAAUACAGCUGUGCCAAGUCAUGCAUUGAAAUAAUCAUGCCUUACUCUGCCACUAUGAGAUGCUAAACAUUUAAUGACAACCAAGUAUGGCAUGGAAGUGUUUAACCAAGUGGCUGCAGCGAUGAAAGAGGCAACAUUUGAAAACACUAGAGAUGUGCCAAUUAGAUUUGCAGAUAUCAUCUUCUGACACCAACGCGCCGCACAGAAAUCAAAGCGCCCCUUCAGGGUUUGGGUAUGAAAACGGAGGAACCUGCGUCUCGCUGUUAAGACGCCGUCAUUCUGCCUCUGUAGGCGGCGGCUUCACAGGCCCUUUUGUUUAUUCAUGCAUCUCCGCCGUUCAUCAUCCCUCAGGCAUGAACACAACAUGCAUUUAAGUGUCUCUUAAGAUGGCUCCCCCUUUUCUUCCACACGGUUGUAUAUGUGGAGAAAAGAGACAAGGGGGUUCCUCGCAGAAUGCAUCCUAAAAGCCAAGCGACCUAUUUGGUGCCAUCUGUCUCCACUUCAAAUGCAAAAGAGAGAGCUAGUUAGCGCGUUGGCGAAGUUUUAGUGCAGAAUGUUGUGUAUACAGCUCCAUUCAUCCGUUGCCAAAUGAGUUCACACAAUGCUGAUUAACCUAUCAGCUCCACGCGACUCUUUCUUUUUUUUUCCCUGUGUGAAAUCCUCAUGCUGCGCUCAGAGGGUGAGAGACAGACGGAAGCACAACCGCUUACAUAGCGCUAGCAAAGCAAGAUGGCCGCAAACACCAAAAGGUGCCCACGGAACGGUUCAGAAGUGGAGUCUACAGCUUCAAACAAAAAACAUGGAUAAACAUGGGUGGUCAGCAAGUUGAGGGGAUAAAUGUAUAUUGGGUCAGGGGGUGUUCUUUCAGUGGGAACGCCCUCUGAACUCACAUAUCCCAGUAUACAAGCACUGCUUCUUUUACGGUGAAUAGCGCUCCUGUUGUAUUUGUUUUACACAGUAAAUAUGUCGCCAUCUGGUAUUGCUAAUUGUGGCUAACAGCGACAAGCCCCUGGAUAUGUAUGUGUCCACUUGCAGCAUGUACAGGCGAGGCCAGAGUAACACGCCAGAGCGUUAAAAACAAAGAGUGGUGACACAAUAGGCAAUAGACCACCUCAUGUCGGUCCACCCUCCACGGGUGGCCGCGUAGACCGUGUUCUCUGAAGGAGGCGGCCCGUGUAUUAAGGCACAGCUGUCGAGUGACUAGAGAGCAUUACGUCAAUGACCUGACCACACUUGUGUGCACAUCUGUAAACUUUAAACGCAGCUCUUGGAAUGAUCCCACCUAUCGCAGACGUAUGUCGAGAACUAUUUUCACUGCGGGAGUGUGCAGCUGUGAGCCCUCGUGUCACUUUCUCUCACAAGCACACGCCCUUUAUCCAUACAGCAAAGCUCAGCAAUUGGGUCUUGGCCAAACCUUUGAAUUGAAUACGGACACAAAGUUGUUCAGUCAGCACAAAACUCCCCAGUUCAUAGCAGCACUCACUCUCUGUCUCGCCACCCCCCCCUCAUUUUAGCUCUUGAUUUUCAAAGUGGGCCCCUGGAGGCCCCCCUCACACCCUGUCCCUCCUCUUCCCCCCGUGCUGGGGAAGCAGCAGUUUCGGGCCAAAUUGAGAUUAUAUCCAGGAUAAAAUCGAUCCAUCGUCCAGACCACCUGUAACCACCGCCACCACCAGCAAAGUCACUCUUCUGUCUGUUUCAGCUUCUUUUCCCUUCACACUCUGAACAUGACAGAAACAAUACGUUUUGCUGUGGCUUUAUUCCAGCAGAAAUAAAAAUAUAAAAAGGAAUAUAGGAAAGAAAGAAAAAACAUAAAUCUGCAGGAUGUGUGGAGACAGUUGGAAUCAGGAAUCGAAGCUAGAGUAUGAAGUUAUUUUUCAAAUCUUGUGGUACAGCAGUUGGACACGUGUUUCACCGCUGUGGCGAGGUGGUGGAUACUUCCAAAGAGCGCAGCACUGUUGAUUGUGUCAGAAAUGAGUCGAGAUUUGAGGGAAUCUUUGUAUAUGUUCUAAUUGUAAAACUUGUACAUUUUAUUUAUAUUGUUUUUUUUUUACACAUAUUACUCAGUAGAGAGCUCUGAAUACAUCGGAAAUGCACUAUAUUUUUAUAUCUCGCAGAUGAAUUAUUGUCACCCACACAAUUUCAGUUGUACAUAAUUUCUCAUUUAGGACCAAAGACAGUUGAUAGGAACUCCAUCUUUACUUUGACUUUGUCUUUAUUUUGCCUUUUAGUUGGUUGUACAGUGAUACAAAUGGUCAAUGUAUUAUUUAUUUUUCUGUGAUGAAAGUAUUGAGAAUAUUCACUGGUCAAAUGUAUUUUCCCCGACAGAAGAAGAAUCAUUUAAUUAGACAAAUUUCUUGUUACAUAGACAAUUCUUUUUGCUUUGUAACCUUUGUAAUAGACUGUACAUAUAUUUUUGGAAAUAUAAUACAAUCUCUAUAGAA
This is a messenger RNA of Solea senegalensis (Senegalese sole), 6988 nucleotides long. RefSeq names its product eph receptor A7 (gene epha7). The record is from RefSeq and is a predicted model, not a curated record. Lineage: Eukaryota; Metazoa; Chordata; Actinopteri; Pleuronectiformes; Soleidae. Gene Ontology annotation, molecular function: transmembrane-ephrin receptor activity; protein binding; ATP binding. The coding region runs from base 206 to 3220 and encodes 1004 amino acids. Gene Ontology annotation, biological process: protein phosphorylation; cell surface receptor protein tyrosine kinase signaling pathway; axon guidance. The transcript has 17 exons. Gene Ontology annotation, cellular component: plasma membrane; neuron projection.